Molecule: messenger RNA, 932 nt
Organism: Rhagoletis pomonella (apple maggot)
Lineage: Eukaryota; Metazoa; Arthropoda; Insecta; Diptera; Tephritidae
Molecular function (GO): nucleic acid binding
Source: RefSeq, a predicted model, not a curated record
UUUGAACCCGCUACAAAAUGUUUAGCAAUGGCAUAGUAGGCUCUGAAUAAAUUGCUUUCAAACUGGUGUUUCAUUACAUUUUCAAAACUAUGUUAGUUUCUGCAGUCAAAGCAUUACCAAGGAAAAAAAUUAAUACGAACGAAGAGCUCCGCAAAAAAAUUCUGUACAUUUGGACGAAUAAUCCCAAUAUAAGUUACAAAAAGUUGGCGAAACUCACUGGAUCAACUUAUGACACUGCACGGAGGACGGUUUUGCGCAUUAAGAAAGGUGGCUCAGUGAAGGACAAGCCGAGAAGUGGCCGCCCAAAUGGAUCAGCAGACGCCCAGUUGGAGAAGAAGGUAAUAGCCAUAAUUAGGAAGAACCGCUCCAUGUCAACAAGAGAUAUCGCCAUAAGAGCUAAAACCACGCAUGUGCAGGUCACUCGAAUCAAGAAAAGAAAUGGUAUCAAAACUUACAAAAAGAAAAAAGUUCCAAAACGAAGCGAAAAACAAACUUCAAAAAGUGUUUCCCUUGCACGUAAGUUGUAUGAGACACCACUGGCAAACAAAAAUUUUUGUGUGAUUAUGGACGACGAAACUUAUUUGAAAAUGGACUUGAGGACAUUGCCGGGUAACCAAUUUUACUGCCUGGAGUCUGGAGAAGACAUUUCUGAUUCGGAAAAAACCAUCCAGAUAGAAAAGUUUGGUAAAAAAGUUCUAAUUUGGCAAGCCAUAUGUGAAUGCGGGCAUAAAUCCACGCCAUUCUUCACUAUGGGAACCAUCAACACUGAAAUUUACGUGAAAGAGUGUCUUCAAAAACGUCUUCUGCCCUUCCUACGUCAUCAUAAUGGCCAAAUUAUGUUUUGGCCGGAUUUGGCUCCAGCACAUUAUGCUAAUAUCACCCAAAAGUGGUUCGAAGAUAACAAUGUGCAUUACGUGAGGAAAGACUUGAAU